AGUCCACAAGUAGCAAAGAGAGAAAGAGAGCACUGAAAAGUUCAGUGAUCUUAAACCGGAGGGAUGGUGCGCAUCUACCCUGAAUGCCGGUGCGCUUGGUUUGUGGAGCGACAUCAGUCAGCGCUCAAUUUGGUGUUGUUACUUGUCGGGUACACGAUUUACCUUUUAAUCGGCGCAUGGAUCUUCUCCGCCAUAGAGAAGCCCUACGAGCACGAACUUAAGCAGGAGCUGAAAGUGGCCCGACAGGACUUCCUGAGCAACAACAGCUGUGUGUCCGACGCGCGCCUGGAGGAGCUUCUGAUCCGCGCACUGGAAGCUAAUAGCGAUGGAGUGUCCCUGAUUGAGAAUGACACCGAAAACAGCUGGAACUUUGUGUCCUCUCUGUUCUUCACCAGCACCGUGCUGACCACAGUAGGUUAUGGCCACACUGUCCCUCUUUCAGAUGGAGGGAAGGCCUUCUGUAUUUUCUACAUCCUCUUCGGCAUCCCCUUUACCUUCUUAUUCCUCGCUGCUGUGGUGCAGAGGGUCAUGUUCCUGGUGACUCUACAGCCAGUGUCCUACUUCCACCAUCGAAGGGCCAUAUCUAAAUCGAAGGUAGCCAUCAUCCAUGCCGCCUGUCUCACCGUCAUCAUGAUCCUGUUCGUCUUCCUCAUCCCAGCAUGGAUCCUUUCCAGCCUGGAAAAGGACUGGAACUUUCUGGACUCUCUGUAUUUCUGUUUCAUCUCUCUGACAACCAUUGGCCUCGGGGAUUAUGUCCCUGGAGAGACCCACAGUAAAGAGGACAGUCCACAUCCACACCUCUACAGGCUGGCCAUUACAGUCUACUUACUGCUGGGCUUGGUGUGUGUCCUCGUUGUGCUGGAAACGUACUGGGAGCUUCCCUGGAUGAGACGCCUGAGGCAGAGGUUCUACCAAGAAAAUGUUCAGGAGCUGGACUCUGAGACCACCACCAUCAUCGACCAGGAUCACAUGAGCAACCCUUCAGACCCUGUGACCAAUCACCUACCAACCAUUCCAUCUGUGUCACAGCAGGCCGCGUCCCUACAGUAGGACAGCAAGUCAGCAGCUUACAACUAAGCACCAGAAUCAGCUAAAAACAGCCACACACUGUUUUUAAGGGACUUGUCUAUGAACUUUUGUCUCUUAAGUGGCCGGUCAGGAAUUAAUAGCACUGACAUCGGUGUAAAUAUGUACAGUAUGCUGUAUAUGAGCAUAUUGGCACUCUGACCAUGCCAUUAAGAUAAGUCACUUAAUUAGCUUUAAAAGUGAUUUGCCAACAACAAAAGACAUUUGUGGUGUAAAAGCAGGAACCACCCACUGAUUAUCAGGGUGGUAUUAUUUACUUUUUCUCCCCUGUGACUCCAUUCCCUCCAGAUAAGAGCUAAAUCUGUUACUCAGAGGAAAGGCAGAGCCCCCAAGUACAGGGAAACCUCAUGAGUUUCCACUUCCUGCCAAAGUCUUGAUGCCAUCAUUCCAACAUGGCAAAUUUGCUCCAGAGGAUUUUGUACUGGCUUUUUACACAUUAUAUAAACUAUGAUGGUAUUUGCAUAGGAAAUUUGCCUUCUUAAAGCAGCAGCAGGAGAAUCAGAUGCACCGUCAGUUGGCCUAUUGUUCAGUAUGUGUAAGAUGUUCAUGUAGAACAUCAGGUUAUGGUACAGUAACAGCUCUGUUCUCUUACUGGUUGCUUAGAGGUGGUGGUUGGACAGAUUUCACUGUGGUAAUCAUAAUGCAAUAUGCGUCCUGUCAUCACUAGAGGGCAGCACUUCCAUUUUAGAUACAAACAAUGGGUUUACAAUAGGUUUACAUGUUUAGAGAAAUGUAUCUCAUGUUGCUUAGGGCAGUGUUUCUUUAAAAUAUAAUUAAGAUGAUUAUUAGCAAGAUUAUGUCAUUGUUGUUACUUGGGGCAAGUGAGCACAUUGUCUUUCAAAG
This is a messenger RNA of Monopterus albus (swamp eel), 1929 nucleotides long. Its product is annotated as potassium channel subfamily K member 1-like. The record is from RefSeq and is a predicted model, not a curated record. The coding region runs from base 64 to 1050 and encodes 328 amino acids. Gene Ontology annotation, biological process: stabilization of membrane potential; potassium ion transmembrane transport. The transcript has 3 exons. Gene Ontology annotation, molecular function: potassium ion leak channel activity; outward rectifier potassium channel activity. Lineage: Eukaryota; Metazoa; Chordata; Actinopteri; Synbranchiformes; Synbranchidae. Gene Ontology annotation, cellular component: plasma membrane.